Molecule: messenger RNA, 329 nt
Organism: Paramuricea clavata
Lineage: Eukaryota; Metazoa; Cnidaria; Anthozoa; Malacalcyonacea; Plexauridae
Source: the annotation of a GenBank genome assembly
AUCCUCAAAGUGAUGACAAUGAGGAGUAUCCAGGUGAUAUAUCGCAUUUUGAUGCGUUUGAACUCUUAUCUGAGGAUGAUGUCAGAAAACUUGUUGUGGAUUCACACAAAAAAUCCUGUUACCUUGAUCCAGUGCCAACAGAUUUCCUGGUGAAAUGUCUGGAUGUGUUACUUCAUGCGGUUACAAAAAUAAUCAAUAUUUCACUUGAAACUGGGUACUUUCCUAGAGACUGGAAGGAAGCUAUCAUUCUUCCUAUAUUAAGAAAGUCUGGGUUGGAGUCCGCUUUUGGAAAUAUUCGUCCCAUCAGUACUUUAGCAUAUAUUUCAUAG